UCUCCCCGCUCACACACCGCUGCUGCUCCACCCGGAGCACAACAGAGAGCGCUUUUAUUCACUUGAUGUGAUUAUAAAGUUGGUUUUAUGCUGUUUUUUUAUUUAAUAGUUGUGAAAGAAGGUCUGAUUCCGUGAUUACUCUCUCAAAAAGACUGGACAGACUUUUUGGAAACGAACCAUGAAGACGUGUUAUUUCUCUUUGCGCCUUUUGCGCUACUGAAGACUCGAUUUGUGCACUGGAGACGCUGAUAUGGACCAGGGAUCCUCGAGGACACAAUGGCCAUUAGUGAGACACGCUCUGUGCCUGCUUUUGUGCACGGGCGCAAUGGAUUUGGUAUUGGCGCAGAUGCGCUACUCAAUUCCAGAGGAGCUGGAGCACGGAGCAUUCGUCGGGAAUAUUGCAGAGGACUUAGGCUUGGACGUGGCGAAACUGUCUGCACGUCGGUUUCGGAUUGUAUCCGGCGCCAAGAAACAGUACUUAGAGGUGAAUUUAGAAAACGGUAUUUUGUUUGUAAAUGAAAAGAUCGACCGCGAAGAACUGUGUGAACAAAGUCAAACUUGUUUUUUGCACUUGCAAGUCGUCAUCGAGAACCCACUGGAGCUCUACCGUGUAGAGGUGGAAAUUCUGGAUGUGAACGAUAACGCUCCUAGUUUCCCGUGGAGCGAGUUUAAUCUUGAGAUCACCGAGUCGGCGGCGCCAGGCUCUCGCUUUCCACUGGAAAGUGCGCAAGAUUUAGACGUGGGCACCAACUCUCUCCGCUCAUAUCAACUCAGCGCGAACGAGCACUUUGCCUUGGAUAUUCAGACGCGCAAUGAUGGCAGUAAGUUCGCUGAGCUCGUUCUAGAGACGCCGCUAGACCGGGAGCAAAAGAAGGCGCAUGAAAUGGUGCUGACUGCCGUCGAUGGAGGCUCACCUGAGCGCUCGGGAACAGCGAAAAUCACAGUCACGGUGCUGGAUGCAAAUGACAAUGUCCCCGUGUUCGAUCGGUCUGUUUAUCGAGUCAGCCUGAUUGAAAAUGCUCCGAGAGGCACACUUGUGCUCAAACUUAAUGCCACAGAUCUCGACGAGGGUCCCAAUGGCGAGAUUUCCUACUCUUUCAGCGGACACGCGCCGUUAAAAGUGCGCGAAUUGUUUAACGUGGACUCCUACACAGGAGAAAUUCGGGUAAAAGGGAUUGUGGAUUAUGAAAAGGCGAGCGUGUAUGAAUUGUACGUGCAAGCCAAAGACAAGGGUCCCUCUGCCGUAGCUGUGCACUGCAAAGUGCUGGUAGAUAUUUUGGACAUAAACGACAACGCACCCGAGGUCAUUCUGACCUCCGUGUCUACACCUGUUCAGGAAGACGCGCCACCGGGGACUGUGAUCGCCGUUAUCAGCGUGAUGGACCGAGACUCGGGCGAGAACGGAAAUGUGGACUGCGAAAUUCCAGGAAACGUUCCAUUUCAGCUCCAUUCAUCGUUUAAGAAUUACUACACUUUGGUGACUAGUGAGUUUCUUGACCGAGAGAACGUGGCUGAGUACAAUAUCACGCUGACCGCGAAAGACUUGGGCUCCCCGCCACUUUCCACCAAAAAAAACAUCCUCGUUACAGUGUCUGACAUUAAUGACAACCCGCCGCGCUUUGUUCAGCCGUCCUACACUGUCUAUGUAACCGAGAACAAUGCCCCUGGCGCUUCCAUUUGCUCGGUGACCGCCUUCGAUCCCGACUCCAAUCAGAACUCCUAUCUGUCUUAUUCCAUUCUGGAGGGUCAGAUACAGGGCAUGCCAGUGUCCACUUACGUCUCCAUUAACUCCGACAAUGGAAACAUCUACGCGCUGCGCUCCUUCGACUACGAACAGCUCCGAAACUUUCAGAUCAAAGUUCAAGCUCAGGACGCUGGCUUCCCGCCACUGCGAAGCAACGUAACGGUGAAUGUAUUCGUUUUAGAUCAAAAUGAUAACGCACCGGUCAUUAUAUCUCCAUUGCCUAAAAACGGCACGGUGGCGACAGAAUUGGUCCCCAGGUCAGUGGACGCUGGUUAUCUUGUUGCGAAAAUCACGGCAAUGGACGCGGACGCUGGGCAGAACUCGCGGUUGUCUUACCAAGUGCUCCAGGCGACAGAUCCAGGGCUUUUCAGCGUUGCCCUUUAUACAGGCGAGAUCAGGACAAUUCGCCGCUUUGUUGAAAAAGAUGCCACCAGGCAGCGACUUGUCAUUCUGGUCAAGGACAACGGUCAGCCGCCCCUCUCGGCCACCGUCUCUAUCAUUCUGUCAGUAGUGGACAACGUGCCGGAAUCCCUGUCAGAUUUUGGCGACCUCACCCUAAACCCCCAGCCUUCGUCCAAUCUCGCCCUCUAUCUAAUCGUGUCACUGAGCACCAUCUCGCUUAUCUUUCUCAUAGCCAUUAUUGUGCUCGCCUCUGUCAAGUGUUACAAAGAUCGAGACGCACUCAACGGCUUCGGUCUCUCCACAGUCGGAGCCGCUUGUUGUGGUAUAGAACCGGAGCCCCCGACCGAAGUAUUCAAAAAAUCGAAUUUAAAUUUACAGAUCUCCACAGGCACCAAAGUGCCCACGAAUUGCAUGGAGGUGAACAGCACGAACACCUUGUCUCAAGCCUAUUGUUACAAGGUUUGUCUGACACCAGAGUCGGCGAAAAGCGACUUCAUGUUCCUGAAGCCGUGUAGUCCCGAAACGCCGAGGAACAAUGCCAAUCCAAAGGGAACUGAAACGCUUGGAUGGAACGCGCAAAGCCGGAAUAAUGGAGCAACUACUCCCAGUGAGCUGAAGCAACCAAAUACAGACUGGCCUCUCACAAAGAAUCAAACGUCCUCUCUUAAAAGCUACAAUUCUAUCAAUAUGGAUGGUACUCUGAUGCGCAAGGCAAUGCAGACAGACCCAGAAAACUUUGUCAGCCCAAUGGCAGGGCAGUACUGGACCUGGGGCAAUCAUAUGCGUGGUCCCAAAGUUGACCACUGUUCAGCGACUUUGCGCCCUCCGUCGACAGAAUACAGGACAUCUCCCCCCAUCGCUGGCCCUCCCCCUCGGGCCUGGACUCCUCGCUACGUCCCCCCUCAGCACCAGACUCUCCAGCAGGCUCAGACGUCCCCCCACCCCACCCCCACCCCACACCCGUCCCACCCGCCGCCCGACUACCAGCACAACGUCUACAUCCCCGGCACACCCUCGGCCCUGUGCACUUUGCGGCCCAGCCACCGGAGUAGCGAGCUGGACGUGCACAACGCCUUCUCCACCUUCGGCAAGAAGAGGCGCUUCCACUACGAGCAGCGGGACGAGACACCCACACCUGAGAUCAUCAACAACGACCUGUACAACAACUAGUGGGGGCCAGACACACAGGUGGUGGGGCAGAGACUGACGGGAGAAAGGCGGUGUUUCCUCCACCUGCUGGACUAGAAACAGGGAGGCAGCUCUCUGUGGGGACAGUGGUGGAGCUUCACACAGUGAACACUGAGCUGGAAGUGUGUUCAACAGCUCUGAUAUGCACCUUUCGUUGUUUUUUUUAACAUAUGUGUGUGUCUCUUCAUAUUUGUGGAUGAUGGCACUGAGCUCACUGACUUAGUGGAAGAGACAUCAGACUCAUCUGUUCCAGCUGUCCGACAAGUGUCCUCUUUAUUUUGUAUGAAGAUGUUUUCAUGUAUCUUAUAAUUUCUUGUCAUUUAAGAGCUUUGGGGCCUACAUCUCCAGUGUGGGUGCCAGUAGUGGAAAAAAAAAACAGUCCCUCACGUUUAGAUGAGGAGCACUUCAUGGGUAUAAAUAAAAUGUGUCAUUCUCAACGUGUCAGAAUCGAGAGGGGUUAUAUAAUUCCACAAGGACGGUUAAUGCUCAUCUUUGAAUGUCAAUCAAUGUCGAACAUGCCCCCAUGGGCCAAAUAUUGUUCAUGUGAAAAAAAAGCAUUCCAUGGUCUGCUGCUUAUGAUUGUCAAAGCAUCGCACCCCUCACUCUUGUGUAAUUAUUAUUAUUAUUAUUAUUAUUAGCAGUACUUGUUUUGACAAUCAAGAUGGCCAAGUUGCUUUUACUGUAAAGUCAGGAUAAUCAAAGAUAUCACUUUGAAUAAUCACUUUUGAUUUUGCACAAUGUGAUUGAAAUGAAAAAAGAAAUGCUCCACCCAGUUGAUUUCAAAAUUCAGUCUCUUCAUGGUGCAAACUUUGUGGAAAAAAUAAAUAAACGCUUACUUGUGUCAUCAAGGUACCUCAUUUAAGGCAAUGAUGUGCCAACCAUACAACACAUGUACAUACGACUCUGAAAAUAAACUAUUUUUCUGAUACUAUUCUA
Molecule: messenger RNA, 4270 nt
Organism: Clupea harengus (Atlantic herring)
Lineage: Eukaryota; Metazoa; Chordata; Actinopteri; Clupeiformes; Clupeidae
Exons: 5
Coding region: 251-3316 (1021 amino acids)
Biological process (GO): homophilic cell-cell adhesion
Cellular component (GO): plasma membrane
Molecular function (GO): calcium ion binding
Source: RefSeq, a predicted model, not a curated record